Parathielavia appendiculata is the source of this 873-nucleotide messenger RNA. RefSeq lists its product as uncharacterized. The coding region runs from base 125 to 694 and encodes 189 amino acids. The transcript is spliced from 2 exons. The record is from RefSeq and is a predicted model, not a curated record. Lineage: Eukaryota; Fungi; Ascomycota; Sordariomycetes; Sordariales; Chaetomiaceae.
CGACAUAAAGCAUUGAUCAGGUACCCUCCUCCGUAUGACAAGUCAAUAAAUAGGGACCGCUCCACAGCGCAUCAAAUGACAAGCAUCCAAUCCUGUCAGUUUCCGUCGUCCUUUCAAGUGGCACAUGAAUUUGUGCCACCCAUCGUCCCCUGAACAUCCCGGCUUCUGGAAGAUUGCCCUUUUCAUUCUAGUUCAGUUUAUUUGCUCCAUCGCUCUGCCAAGCAAGGGGGGGCUCGUUUUCCUUGCAGGUCACCUGGAAAAAGAAAUGAGAAAUCUUCCUUGCGCCAUCCAUCUGCUCGGCAUGUGGUUCACUAGGAAUGCCGGCGUGCGCUUGUUGGCAACUGGAGUUUCUGGGCUUAUACACAGCACAGGCGGGCAACGAGGCCUCUCACCACGUCUCCCGCAGCGGCGUGGGCGGCUCUCAGCUGAAGUCGUCAUGCGAGUGUCGCGAAGAAUUACUUCUCUUGCAUCACAUAAAACCCUCCAUGAACUUCGCAAGCUUCCGGCGGCUCCAACAAGCACGCUAAUCCAAUUAAGUUACUUACCAGGAGCAAGAGGGGCGAGGAUCUCCAACACGACGGGACUCAGCAAGGAUCAAGCAGCUUUGCCUACCAAUAUUCCGGCGUUGAGGGAAGUUUUGGAACAUAGCGCUCCUGUAUGUAGGAUCUACUUCCCACUGUCCCAGCUGAGUUGAUGAGAGCGGUUCAAAAGGGGACAUUCUCUUCAUUAUCAAGCAACCUCGAUGGGACGCUCGCGCGCUUGCUGGUCUGAUGUGUACGUAGGGUAACGUUAGUGUCUUGUACUCCUUACGGUUACCUCCGUAGAUGUAUCCGUAGCCACGAUCGACGUUUGGCUGAUCGGCUGGUCUCUGUC